CGUAACCUAAAAAAUUCACUUCGUCCCAACGUCAGUGGAUUAUCAUUAAUUUUUCACUGUCCAUCAAUAAAUAAUGGAUGGAGAUAUAUUUUCACCAUGAUCGAUGAUUAAUUACAACCUAAAUCGGUAUUUUUUUGGUUAGAGAUAAACUCAAUAUAUCUUCUCAACUAUCCACAACUAUGCACUUCAAUGACGUCAGAAAAUCGCCAUUUUAUUUCAAUCCCCCUGUCAAUGUUCCACCGAACCCCAAAAAAAAUCGUGUGCAGUAUUGAUCUCCAAUUAAUUAACGAUAUUUCGAGUGAUCGAGGCACUGAGCUAGUGCAGAAGCUCAACCAUCAUCAGGAAGACGUGAUUUUCUCCUUGAAAGGAUGAUGAAUCGUCCUGGAAACGCACAAAUGGCACCAGCAGGCUCAGGUAUCCCCCAGAAACGCCAGAAAUUAUCAAAAAAAUGCAGCUACACUUCCUGGGAUUGCUCUGGUCAGGCCCUGGAGGGAUAUUCCCUCUGCCAAAAACACAUCCUCUACGAUCCAACAUCUCCUUAUAAACAAUGCGCAUUUGUUUACAACACGAGUGCCAAGAGAUGCUUCAAUCCAGCCCCCAGGAUGGACAGGAGAGAUGUUGCUUAUUGCCCUGAACACACGAGAAAAGCCCUCAUUGCCAGGAUGAAGUCAACCUCGAAGGGAGUUUUGCCUGAAAAUCCUGAGAGGUAUCUCCUCAAUUUAAAACACUAUGUGGGAGAUAAAUCUGGAGACAGGGGUAAAAUAAAGCCAUUGGAUCCAUUCGCUGAGAUUGAUGCAUCAAAAGCAAAUUCAAGUUGCUGUGAUAUCCUGGACUACGCCAGUUCCUCGGAUAGCGAUGUGGAGCCGACCCUGGCCUCAGAAGCUCUGAGAGGAUCAUUUCUCGAUGACAGUGACAGUGAGUCCUUGAGCAGUUUCAAUGAAGAUCCACUCAAGCACGCUGGGAUAUACACCGCUGAAGAGGGUAUUUACAUUGCUCGUGAGAAACUCAUAAAACUCCAGUCCCUCUACAUCGAUCAGUUCAAGAGACUCCAGUACAUGUUGAGAGAAAAAAGAAGAAAGUACCUCCACGCCAUAAAAACGGAAAAGGAAACGCUCUGUAGCAUUUACAAUCAACCAAAAGAUACCCCCAAAGAGAAGAAGAUUUAUGAUAAACUGAAGGCGCUGAAUGGUUAUCACCGUAAAAGUGGAGUCGAGGCGAUUCUAUACAGAAAAUCCAUCGAGCGACGAGUGAAAUGCACCGAGGGACUUCCUCACAAGCCCCCAAGUGUCCCAAAGUGCAUCUUCACCGAGGGUGGAGUCAAGUGUGGAGAGAGAACACUUCCUGCUGCCAAACACUGCAGAAAGCACAUCCUCAAGGACGAACGUCAGGUGUUGUUCAAAGCUUGUGGAGCGAAACGCGCUGAUAUAGCCUGUCACGAGCCAGUGCCUGUUGUCUUCGACUGCAACUGCGUAUUUCACAUGGAUUUACCCACCCCCAUUACCCUGGAGCCCAUGAAAUUCGUGAAAGACACACAGAAUUCCGAGCCAAUGGGGUCUGACGUUCAUCCUAUGGACAUCGAUGUUGUCAGUAAUAAUCCGGAGAUCGAUCCCGAGGAUGAUAUGGCUGGGCUGAUGAGGGAGAUGAGUGAUCCUCUUCAGAAGAAACAGAGCUUCAACGAGAGCAUCACUAGUGAAACCAGCACUGAUACUGCAUUUAGUAUGAAUGCUCAGUGCAGUGAUAAGGAUGACUCGUUGGUCACCUGAGGCACUUAUUUAUUAUUCAAUCGAUUAUCAUUGAUUUAAGAUGUGGUGGUCAGUUGCCAAUAUUGUAAUUCAAGGAUUAAUAAAGUUUUUUAUGGAGUUA
This is a messenger RNA of Fopius arisanus, 1863 nucleotides long. RefSeq names its product dim gamma-tubulin 1 (gene dgt1). Gene Ontology annotation, cellular component: NSL complex. NCBI's taxonomy places the organism in Eukaryota, Metazoa, Arthropoda, Insecta, Hymenoptera, Braconidae. The transcript has 4 exons. The record is from RefSeq and is a predicted model, not a curated record. The coding region runs from base 369 to 1763 and encodes 464 amino acids.